AUGUCUGUUCCCAACUCUGUGUUUGAAGCAAUUACUCAUGAUGGGUGGCGAAUGGUUAUGGAAGAAGAGAUGUUGGCUCCAGAACAUAAUGAUACAUGGGUUCUAAUGGAGUUGCCUGAAAAUAAAAAGGCUAUUGGGUGCAAAUGGGUUUUCACAAUAAAGGCUAAUCCCGAUGGGACUGUGGCUCGGUUGAAAGCUCGGUUGGUUGCUAAGGCUUCAUCUUGUUGUCCUCUUCACCAACUUGAUGUAAAAAAUGUCUUUUUACAUGGUGAUCUUCUUGAAGAGGUUUACAUGGAGCAACCUCCGAGGUUUGUUGCUCAUUGGGAGUCAGGAAAGGUUUCUCGGAGUAAGAAAGAGAUUUUUCUCUCUCAACGCAAGUAUGUGUUAGAUAUGUUGACUGAAAUGGGUCUAAGUGAAGCUAAGCCUUGUGACACUCCUAUGGUUCUUAAUGUGAGAUUGAAGGCUGAGGAUGGAGAGAUGUUUGGUGAUCUAGAGAGAUACAGACGGAUAGACAUCUCAUUGGGAUACGAUCCUCCAUAUUUUGAAGCAUCUACAAGGAGCCCCUGGGCAUGGAUUCUUUAUAGUGAUCAUGGUCAUAAUAAGGUAGAAGGUUUUUCAGAUGCAGAUUGGGCAGGAUCUUCUGUGGAUAGACGAUCUGAUCAUAAUGCCUUGUUUGAACCUCUAUCAGGGCUUCCACUCGCCAGGGCCCAUGAUCACGCCAUCAGACUUGAACCAGGCCAUAUCAUUUCAGCCCAAGGCAUUGCGGUUGAUCCCUCCAAGGUAGAUUGUAUUUUAAAUUGGCCAAUUUCAAAGGAUGUCAAUGCGUUUCGUGGAUUUCUGGGACUGAUUGGCUAUUACAGAAAAUUCGUAAACGUUUAUGGCAAGAUUGCACUACCUUUGACCAAUCUCCUCCACAAGGAUGCCUUCCAUUGGACUGAAUCAUCUCAAAAGGUUUUUGAAGAACUUAAACGAGUCAUGACCACGAUACCUGUCUUAGCAAUGCCCAAUUUCUCUAAGACAUUUAUCGUUGAAACAGACAUGUCGGGGCAAGGAAUUGGAGCUAUGCUAAUGCAAGAUGGCAAACCGCUAGCAUUCCUUAGUCAGGGGCUCUCUACACGGUCUUGA
Molecule: messenger RNA, 1125 nt
Organism: Pistacia vera
Lineage: Eukaryota; Viridiplantae; Streptophyta; Magnoliopsida; Sapindales; Anacardiaceae
Exons: 6
Coding region: 1-1125 (374 amino acids)
Source: RefSeq, a predicted model, not a curated record